Medicago truncatula (barrel medic) is the source of this 1002-nucleotide messenger RNA. RefSeq names its product plant cysteine oxidase 3. The transcript has 5 exons. The coding region runs from base 25 to 840 and encodes 271 amino acids. Lineage: Eukaryota; Viridiplantae; Streptophyta; Magnoliopsida; Fabales; Fabaceae. The record is from RefSeq and is a predicted model, not a curated record. Gene Ontology annotation, molecular function: oxidoreductase activity, acting on single donors with incorporation of molecular oxygen, incorporation of two atoms of oxygen.
UUACAACAUUUAUUAUCUAAUAAGAUGAAGUUACUUGUACAGAACAAGAACAUGGUUUUCGCUUCGUUUCAAAGAUACUUUAGUAUGAAGCACCAAAACUCUAAGGUUCAAGAUUUAUAUGACCACUGUAAAAACACUUUCUCUCCCUCUGGAAUACCCUCUCCUUCUUCUCAAGCUUUGCACAAACUUUCUUCAAUUCUCGACACUAUUAAACCCGUUGAUGUUGGGCUAAAGGAGGAAGCUGCAGACGAUGAUCGAGGGCUUGGAUUUUUCGGUGUUAACCAACUGAGUAGAGUAGCUCGAUGGGCUAAGCCGAUAACAUACGUGGACAUUCAUGAAUCUGAUAGUUUUACGAUGUGUAUGUUUUGUUUUCCAACUUCUUCAGUUAUUCCACUCCACGACCAUCCUCAAAUGACCGUAUUUAGCAAACUUCUGUACGGAUCUUUACAUGUGAAAGCUUAUGACUGGGUUGAGCCUCCCUGCAUCGUAAAAAGCAAGGGACCAGGACAUGCUCAAGUAAGACUAGCAAAGUUAGCAGUUGAUAAGGUAUUGAAUGCACCAUGUGAAACAUCAGUUUUAUAUCCAAACUGUGGUGGCAAUAUUCACUGUUUCACAGCAGUAACACCUUGUGCCAUGCUGGACGUUCUCGCGCCUCCUUACAAAGAAUAUGAAGGAAGGAAGUGUACUUAUUAUCAUGAUUAUCCUUAUUCAACAUUCUCAGCAGGAAAUGGAUCUCUAUGUGAUGGUGACGAGGAUGAAUAUGCUUGGCUUGCAGAGGUAGAACCUAGUAAUCUUUAUAUGAAUAGUGGUGUAUAUGCUGGUCCAGCUAUAAAGCUUUAGCUCUGCUGCUUCGAUUUCAAAGCAAUUACGUAUUUUCUUAUGUAAAGGAUGGAUGGUAUUAUUGUUGGAAAAUUUAAGAGUUUGCUUGAUUACAAAACUGCAUCUUUUUCUUUUUUUUACAUGUUUUCUGCAAAUAUUUUAUAUGGAAAACAGUUAAAAUAA